AUGGGCUCCAGCCGAUCUCGCAAGGGCUCCAAGGCCGCAGCGCAGCAGCACGACGACAACGAUGAUCUGCUGGUGACCAAGGGCUCGUCUAAGGCCGCGCGCCCGACGCCGCCCAGCAGCCCGGAGGUCCAGCUCAAGGUGAACCAGAAGUUCGCCGCGGCCUUCGAGGAGCGCAAGCGCAAGGAGGAGCUCUCGGCGCUCGAGAAGCGCGGACUGAACCCCGACGAUGACGACGACGAGUCGGACUCGGAGACGGAGGACGAGGACGGCGAGGAGCUCACGAAGGAGCUGGACGCGGACAUCUCCAAGACGCUGAAGCUCAUCCGCAAGAAGGACCCGGCCAUCUACGACUCGUCCAUCGCCUUCUUCAAGAAGCCGGAGAGCGACAGCGACAGCGACGACGACAGCGACAAGAAGGGCAAGAAGAAGAAGGGCUCGGCCCCGCUGUACUACAAGGAUUUGGUGCGUCAGCAGGUGAUCGCGGGCGACCAGGCGCAGAUCAAGAAGGAUUUCCUUAAGAAGAAGACGGAAGGAGAGCAGAAGCAGGAGGACGAGGAGUACGAGGAGUUCACCACCAAGUACGGCUCCAAGCUCAAGAAGGACGACAUGGACCCGGACAAGUUCCUGGAGCACUACCUGAGCAGUGAAGGCUGGAAGGACAAGACGGCAGUCGUCCCCCACUAUGAGGACAUCGUCAAGGAGGACGAAGAGGACGCCGAGGAGCUUGAGAAGGCCGAGGACUUUGAACACACGUACAACUUUCGCUUUGAGGAGCAGGGAAGCAGCAUUAUCCAGACGCACGCGCGUCACAUUGAGGACACGAUGCGUCGCGAGGACGACUCCCGUAAGCGCAAACGUGCCGAGCGUAAGGAGCGCAAGGCCCUCGAGCGUCAGAAGAAGGAGGAGGAACUGCGUCGUCUGAAGAACCUCAAGCAGGCCGAAAUCGAGCAGAAGCUUAAGAAGGUGGCGCGGCUCAUGGGCGAGGCAGAGGGCACGGCCGGUCUGAAGCCGGAGGACUUGGAGGGUGACUUCGACCCCGAAGAGUACGACAAGCGGAUGCAGGCUGUCUUUGAUGAGCAGUACUACGACGAGGACGACGACGAUAUGGAGAAGCCUACAUGGGACGAGGAGGAAGACAAGGAGCUGUUUGCUGGUCUGCCUAAGAUGACGAUGGAGGAGAUGCAGCGUGAAAAGCAGAAGUACCUGGACGAGCUGUACAGCCUUGACUACGAAGACCUAAUCGGCGAUAUCAAGUGCCGCUUCAAAUACCGCCAGGUGGAGAACAACGACUUCGGCUUGACGGUGGAUGAGAUAAUGGCUGCCGACGACAAGGAGCUCAAGCAGCUUGUGUCUCUCAAGCGUAUGGCACCGUAUGCUGAGACGGAGUUCGCUGUGGACCGCAAGCGGCUUAAGAACUUCAAGAAGAGCGUGCGCGAAGCUCAGGAGGAGAACCGUAGACGUAAGAACAAGGAGGCUGCAGAGACGGGUGAGGCACAGAACGGUGAGGCCGAGCAGCCGAAGAAGAAGCGGAAGCGCAACAAAAAGAAGAAGGCGAAGGCCUCAGACGAACCCGAGAAGAAGAAGAAGCGUCGUAGUAAGAAGAAGAAGGGCGGUGCCGAAAAGAACGCGUUCGCAUCCACCGGUCUGCCGACUUCCCGACUCGAGUCGUACAAGCUGGUCAAGGCUAGUAAAAAGUAG
Messenger RNA from Phytophthora sojae, 1698 nucleotides. RefSeq lists its product as hypothetical. Gene Ontology annotation, cellular component: 90S preribosome; nucleolus. The transcript is spliced from 5 exons. Gene Ontology annotation, biological process: endonucleolytic cleavage in ITS1 to separate SSU-rRNA from 5.8S rRNA and LSU-rRNA from tricistronic rRNA transcript (SSU-rRNA, 5.8S rRNA, LSU-rRNA). Lineage: Eukaryota; Oomycota; Peronosporomycetes; Peronosporales; Peronosporaceae. The coding region runs from base 1 to 1698 and encodes 565 amino acids. The record is from RefSeq and is a predicted model, not a curated record.